Molecule: messenger RNA, 3419 nt
Organism: Xenopus laevis (African clawed frog)
Lineage: Eukaryota; Metazoa; Chordata; Amphibia; Anura; Pipidae
Gene: srr.S
Product: L-threonine ammonia-lyase
Exons: 12
Coding region: 308-1933 (541 amino acids)
Source: RefSeq, a predicted model, not a curated record
AUAUAUAGUAGAAGACAACACUCCAAGCCAUCUUGUUUGUGUUGAAGAUUGUUGUGGUUUGAACUGCAUAUGUAACAUCUCAACACAGUGUGCCCAAGGGAGGGGUGUAACCUCUACCUCUUGGUGGGCACAGAAGUGUGGGAGAAGAAAUCAAGUGGAGGAAAAUUAUGAAUUUUGCAGCUCAGUUCCUAUAUUCCAAGAAACUAAGCAACAGCGACCCUACCCAGGAUUCUGAACGGGAGGAAGACACUGAUCCCUUCUGGAGCAGGUUGGAUAACCCAUAGCUCACUGUAUCUAUCUAGGAGGCAUGGAGAGUGACAAAGGUCUCAGUGUUCCCCAAUAUUCAGUCAAUUUCCUUCCACCCUUGGGAGCAAUAGUUGGAUGUCUGCUUCACAUCGCUGUGUUUGUCAUAGCUGUGCUUUAUAGCUGUGUCGAGAGGCUGUUACCAGACAAAGGUGAAGAUGCAACCAAAAAACAAGAUUCAAACCAACAGCAUGGCCAAAAGAAUGGUCAAGCUCAAAGUGACUACAAUGCACCGCGUCCAUUACCCAUCAACCCUGAAAGACUGAAGGACUUUGUAGAAGAAGAAUAUCUAAAUGGGGACUUGACCACAUGGGAAAUGAAAGUGGCAAACCCUGGGGACCAGCUUAAAGAAGCUAUUGAAAGUGUUACUCCAAAGAUUAUAAAAAAAAGUGUGAGACCAAAGAAUGAAUUUCUGCGAUUUGAGGAUAUCAGUGCAGCUGCCUUCAAAAUCCAAAGUGGAAUCCAAAAAACUCCCUGCAUGUUUUCAAGGCUUUCAAAGCAGUUUGGUAUCGACAUAUACCUGAAAAAGGAGUAUCUUCAGUAUACAGGGUCUGUAAAGGAGAGAGGUGUCCUCUACCUGCUAACUUCUCUGCCCCAGGAUCAGCAAAGGAAAGGUGUGAUUGUCGCUACAGACAGUAACUUUGCCUUGGCUGUGGCUUUUCAUGCUUCAGAGCUACAAAUACCUGUAUUUGUCAUAAUGUCAGCUGGAACCUCCCUAGGCCGGGUCAGAAUGUGCCGUGACUAUGGUGCCAUGGUUAUAUUAUUUGGUCCAACGGCUCGGGAUGCACAGAGCCAUGCAAGGAGAUUAGCUCAAGAGAAUGGAUACCUGUAUGUAGAGGAGGAGGAUAGUGCUGACUACCUUGCUGGUCUGGGCACUGUGGGUCUAGAGAUAUAUGAGCAAGUUCCCAAUUUGGAUGCAGUUAUAUUCCCAGCAGGAGGGCACUGUGGUUUGUUGGCUGGGUCAGCAGCUGCCCUGAAACACCUGAACCCAAAAAUCAGAGUGAUUGGUGUCGAGAGUGAGAAAUUUCCCAUUGUACAACAGUCAUUGAAAGCAGGACACUGUUCAACAGAAUAUGACUGCAUAACGCAUCCCCUGUAUGGAGAGCUUGGAGGACCAUCCUUUGGUGCCAAUACAUUAAAACUAACCAAGAAGCUUAUAGAUAAGAUGAUCUCUGUGAGGGAGGAGGAUGUACUGCUUUCUAUGCUGAGACUUCUGGAAUGUGAGAGAGUCACAGCUGAUGCUGAGGGCGCAAUGGGACUUGCUGCUCUCAUAGCAGAUAAACUACUGGAACUGAAAGGGAAAAGAGUGGCUGUCGUUGUUUGCAGUGGAAACCUUCCUCUGCCAUUAUUCCGACACUGCAUAGACAAAGCCCUGGUCCUGGACCGCAGAGUCUGCAAGUUCUCUGUUGUACUUUCAGACUUUCCUGGGGAAGUCACAAAGCUCCUUGAAGUUCUUAGUCGAGAAGAAGUCAGGGUACUGGAUAUACAGAAAGAGAAUAUCUUCGUGAAUACUGACCUUUUCACAAUAGAGGUAACCUGCCUAGUGGAAACCAGAGACAAAACACACACUAUGCAGCUAAAGGACACAUUGACAGAAAAAUACUCAUCGUUAAAGUGGAAUGACCAGUGAGCAGAGAACAGUUUAAAGUUGGUGUCACAGUCUUCUGCCCAGUGCAUGACUUUGCAGCUAAUCCGCUCAAAAUGUGUACAUGUUACCAAUGUUUCUGGCUUUUAGAGUGUUCUUUGUAAAUCAACCUUACCUUAAUUAGUUUUUGUUAAUCAAAGUCAUGUUCUUCAGUAGGACAAAAUAUCCUCAUAGAAACAAAUAGUCUCUUACAGAUACAGCUUCACAUAACAGAAGAGAGUUAAGAAAUAUAUAUUACUAAGAAGGAUGAGAUCUAUCCAGUUGUUUAUCAUUAGACAAGCUGUUUGUGUGAUUAAAAAGCAAAUCGACUAUCGAUUGCUUGUCAACCUUUUAUUUCUUACAAGGUUCAGGUAAAAUGUACAAAGUUUGCUACAGUCUGCUUACCAAUAGCAACCAUUCAACAGGUAGCAUUUACUGGCAAACAUCUUGCUAUGGGAGGCAUUUCUAAUAAAAUAAACGCAUUAUGAGGAGUAGAAUUCUAGGGGUAGACAGCUGCCUAGGGCAAAGUUUCUGAGGCAGGGCCAGAACUAGGUGUAGGCAGAAGAGGUCCAAAACCAAAACCAAAUUAUCACAAAACUCUAUAUUAUAUUAAAAAUAUAGUCUUUAUUCAAAAAUCAUGUUAAAAAGAUAGGCAUACAGACCACAUUGUAUUCCGCCACAUCAUACUCAGAUGUCAGAGCAGGUUUUUACAGAGUAUUGGUAGAUAUAUCUUAAUGAUAUCCAAAAUUCCAUGAUAUUGUUUACUGAAUCUAGUAACAACAAGGUCCCCUUUGCUACUCGAUACAGUAAACAAUAUCAUGGAAUUUUGAAUGCCACUAAGAGCUAUCUACCAAUACUCUAUGCAUAUGAUGACUUUUAUAAAGUGUUAAAACCAUGAAUAAGUAGUGUCCCUAGGCUAGCUUAUACAUUAAGGGAUAUAUUAUUAAGAAGCCUAUUUAGGGAAGAAAAAACAGAAAGGAUAGGGAGGGGGAAUCUUUUGUCAGUUAAUGGUAGUUAUAAAUGUGGUAGUCACAGAUGCUUUACAUGGUAACAUAUGUAUCGAAGUAUCAAAAGAAUUUAAGUCGACAGUAACAAAAAAGAGCUAUUAGAUUAAUGACUAUAUAAACUGUAACACAUCCACAGUGAUCUAUUCAGUCACCUGUUUGAAGUGUCAGAAGCCAUAUGUGAGUUGCACUAAUAGGGCACUAAAAGAAAGAAUAAGAGAACACUUAGGUCAAAUUAAGAAUCAAAAAGCAGUUGAAAAAAGUAAUAUAACAAGACAUUUUUCACAGUGUAAUGGGAGUAAUGUAAAUAAUUUCUCAGUACAAGGGUUCGAAAGAGCUAAGCUUGGUCUGAGAGGUGGGGAUCUGUUAGGUCUUUUAGCAAAAAGGGAGGUGUACUGGAUUUUUAUUUGCACACUUGUUUACCACUUGAUCUUUGAAUUUGACGUGACAUGCUUUAUUUAAUAGAUAUGAGUUCUCAGUAACUUACA